ACACAGGAAGAAGCAAGAACAGGGUAGACACACAAACACAAGCCCCCCCCCACCCCAUACACACGGUUAGGAGGAGCAGUGAGGAGCACGAAACACACACCCUUCAGCAUCCUUUCAGGAGCAGCUUAGCAUCAGUACCCAAGAUCAUCCACUUCUCGCAGACGGUGUAAUCUGCCAACAUGGCUGAGGGUGCAGGUGAGGUUUCGCUGGGAGAAAUUGAGACUUCAUUCCGUAAAUUUGCAGUUCAUGGAGACACCAAGGCGACAGGGAAGGAGAUGAACGGGAAAAACUUUGUUAAGCUGUGUAAGGACUGCAAGGUCAUCGACGGAAAAAACGUCACCAGCACAGAUGUGGAUAUCGUCUUCAGCAAAGUCAAGGCUAAGUCAGCACGUGUCAUUACAUUUGAGCAGUUUACUCAAGCCAUGUCCGAACUGGCUCCGAAACGUUUUAAAGGGAAAAGCCAGGAGGAGGCAGUACAGAGUCUCUAUGGACUCAUUGCCGGAAAAGAACCUGCCAACAUAGGUGUCACUAAAGCGGCAAAAGCGGCUGCUGUGGACAGGUUAACAGACAGCAGUAAGUAUACUGGUUCUCAUAAGGAGCGCUUUGACGCAUCAGGAAAAGGAAAAGGCCGCGAGGGGAGGGAGGACAUCCCGGAUACCAGCGGAUACGUCUCGGCAUUCAAAGGCCAAGGCACCUAUGACAGCAAAGUUAAGGAGGACGAAUGAGAGAGAAAUAGCUAAAAGGAGACAAAUGCUUUAUGUAUAUGCAUUAUGACAUUGUGUAAAGUCUUCCUAUUAUUUUGUUAGCAUCUGGAUUUUGGCAUGCAUGCAAAACAAAUCCCUGCAUGGCUCACAGAGUUAAGUUUGCAGAAGAUUAUGCUUUGUGAAUGUACUCUCGCAAAAAUACCCUCAGGCGAGGUUUGUCUUAACAUCAAGUUAAUGACUGUUGAUACCUGCUGUUUAGCAGUAGAGCUUUUACAGGUAUGAGGUAAUUUAUGCAAUACGUAGCAGUUUUAAGUGUUAUAAAUUGCUGACAUUACUGUGUUAAUGGAUUUAUGUCCCAAUUUAAUAAUGUUACACUACAGUGAUUUUAGUUCUUCAUCUCAUGUUCAGAAAUCACUCAUGUUUAUCACUCUAUUACUCAUGUUUACAGAAAAUAAAAAUGUAAUUUAAAUGAUACAUUAAAUUUGAUUAAAUUUAAUGGUACAUUAGUGUGAGUAAUAUUAUCCAGGCAGUAUAGUUAUAAUAUUGUACCUAACUUUAAUGUAGUUACUGUAGAUAUAUUUUUGUGUUUUAGUGUACCUUACUAUUUUAUCAAAUGGUAGCAUGACUGUAUAGUUCAAUAACAACAAGCGUUAAGCUUGAAAAGCUAUAGCUUCCCAAAAACUGCCGUAGUUAUCUGUAAAAAGAAACAUGAUCUUACACUAAACAAACAAAACAGCUUUCCUUGUAGAAGAUAUGCAACAGCACUACCUAACAGAAAAUGGUCAAAUUGACGGAGAUUGGGUCAUUGUGUUAUUAAAUGUUUUAUUUGAUUACAUAUUUGCCCAAUUUUUGCACAAUGCUUUAAGCUUCCAAAAAUAAAACUUGAAUGUGGAAACGCUUUUUCUCACUCUCUAUCUCUCUGCAGAAGCUAAUAUAUUUAGCACUUUAUGUGUUAAUGUUUGGUCUUUGUUGUGCUAAGAUCUUUAUCAGACUGUAAACACUGGACUGGAGUCAACUCAAAUAAAAUGGGUAUUAAGAAUGG
Paramisgurnus dabryanus is the source of this 1746-nucleotide messenger RNA. RefSeq names its product tubulin polymerization-promoting protein family member 2 (gene tppp2). Gene Ontology annotation, cellular component: microtubule. The record is from RefSeq and is a predicted model, not a curated record. Gene Ontology annotation, molecular function: tubulin binding. NCBI's taxonomy places the organism in Eukaryota, Metazoa, Chordata, Actinopteri, Cypriniformes, Cobitidae. Gene Ontology annotation, biological process: microtubule polymerization; microtubule bundle formation; positive regulation of protein polymerization.